AUGAAGACUUGUUUGAGUGCUUUUGAUUUGUGGGAAGUGGUGAAAAAUGAGAAGGAACCACCACAACUUCCUGCAAAUCCAACAGUAACUCAAAUGAAAAAUUAUAGUGAAGAAAAAGCAAAGAGGUACAAGGCUAAAAGCUGUAUAGAGUCUUCAGUUUCUGAUGACAUAUUCAUUAGAAUCAUGACUUGUGAAACUGCAAAACAAGCUUGGGAUGUGCUCAAGGAAGAGUUUCAAGGUAGUGACAAGACAAAACAAAUGCAAAUGUUGAAUCUUAGAAGAGAGUUUGAAGUCUUAAAGAUGAAGGAGUUUAAAAAUUUAAAGAAGUACAAUGACAGACUUAUGAAGAUAGUAAACAAGAUUAGAUUACUUGGUGAAGAGCUGUCAGAUAAAAGAAUUGUAGAGAAGGUUCUUGUCAGCUUGCCAGAGAGGUUUGAGUCAAAAAUCUCAUCCCUUGAAGACUCCAAGGACCUGACCAAGAUAACUCCAGUAGAAUUGUUCAAUAUUUUACAAGCUCAAAAGCAAAGAAGGGCUAUCAGACAAGAGGAUUCAACAGAAAGUGCUUUUACAGCCAAGGAAAAAGGCAAGAUGCAAACAGAAAGCAAAGGCAGAAAACAAGGAGAUCGAAGAAACAAAGGUACUGUAAGUAGCUUAGUCACAUGGAGAAGAACCUCCUCAAGUGCAUGGCUCAUUGACAGUGGUUGCACACACCAUAUGGCAUCUGAUAUCAACAUGUUCAAAGAACUAGACAAGACCUGUACCUCUAAAGUCAGAAUAGGAAUUGAACACCAACUGACAGCAACUUACACUCCACAACAAAAUGGAGUCAAUGAAAGGAAGAAUAGAACAAUCAUGGAGAUGGCAAGAUGCAUGCUGUUUGAGAAGAAUCUUUCAAAGAAAUUUUGGGCAGAGGCAGUCAAUACCUCUGUCUACUUGCUCAACAGGCUACCCACAAAAGCUUUGAAGGGAAACACUCCUUUCGAAGCCUGGUAUGGAAGCAAACCAUCAGUGCACCACCUCAGAGUUUUUGGCAGCAUCUGUUAUGUGUUCGUUCCUGAUAUCAAAAGGGACAAGCUUGAUCAAAAAGCAGAAAUAUGUAUUUUUUUGGGCUAUAGCAACAUCACCAAAGGCUAUAGGACUUACAAUCCACUUACAGGCAAGAUGAUUGUAAGUAAGAAUGUGAGAUUUAAUGAGCAAGCUGCCUGGAAUUGGGAAAAGUUAAAGAGAGAAUCAGUCAAGCAAACUGCUGCAGACAUGAUAAGCUUUCAAGAUCAAGAAGAUUAUAUAUUUGAAAAUGAAAUCAUUGAUCAUGAACCAGUGAGAGGAAUCAGACCACUCAUAGAUAUUUAUCAAAGAUCAAAUGUUGUUAUUCUUGAACCUGCAAGCUUUGAAGAAGCUGUCAAAAUUUCAGAGCGGAAAAAUGCCAUGAAGGAGGAGAUUCAAAUGAUUGAGAAAAAUUAA
Molecule: messenger RNA, 1461 nt
Organism: Durio zibethinus
Lineage: Eukaryota; Viridiplantae; Streptophyta; Magnoliopsida; Malvales; Malvaceae
Source: RefSeq, a predicted model, not a curated record